UUUACCUUCCCUCCCCCGCGCGCAGCCCGCGCCUUUGUCCACCCCCCCUUGAAGCGCUCUGGGAGCGCCGAGGUGGCAGCGUUGUUGUUCGCGAGCAAAAGAUCGGUCAUGCCGGGGGGCGAGUAGCGGCUGCACGGGGGCUGGGGGCCGGCAAGAGCUGGAGGAGCCCGGGAGGAGAGGCUGCUCCGAGGAUUGGCGUUUCCCUCCCGGUUUCCGUGCAUGGACCGUGAAAGAGACGCGUUGAGUUGACCCUGCCGGAGGUCUUUGUGCUUCUACAUGUGAGAUCCGGUUGGUUUAUUCUCUCCACCCAUCUCUCUCCAGCUUCCCUUAUUCCCUCCUUACUUACUCCUGUAUGCAAAAUGGUGGACCCUGUGGGGUUUGUGGAGGCUUGGAAAGCACAAUUUGCAGACUCUGAGCCUCCCAAAAUGGAGCUGAAAUCUGUGGGAGACAUUGAACAGGAGCUAGAGAUGUGCAAAGCAUCUAUCCGGAGACUGGAGAUGGAGGUCAACAAGGAGAGGUUCCGCAUGAUUUACCUGCAGACUCUUCUGGCAAAGGAGAAGAAAAGCUAUGAUAGACAGAGAUGGGGUUUUAAACGUGUUUCUCAAUUGCCUGAAGGGGGUGCAGAGCAGCAAAUCCAAGACCUGCAUCAUCACCAGUCUGCUGACCAAGAUGAAUAUGAAAAAAGUAAGUCACACCACGGGGAGGAAAAGUUCAAACCCAGGAUACCCUCUCUACGGAAGCUCUCUACCCAGAGUGAUGGGUCAGACCUGUCGCCCCUGGACAGCCCCCAUCAUGGAGAGGGAGAGCAGGAUAGGUGUAAGUACUAUGGUGAGGAGAAACUGAAAAGAGUUGCAGAAGAUACCGAGAAUCGCUGUGAUGCAGAUGGAUCUCCUUCAAAACACAGAUCAGCCUCCACCCGCAGGCUGAUGGGAUCUGCUGAGAAGGAGGGAUCAUUUGAACCUCUUUCUAAAGACAGAGGGAACACCACAAGUGUGGCAGCCCUAAGGUCCAAUUUUGAGAGGAUUAAAAAGGUUAAUUCCCAUUCUUCUGGAGAUAACAAGGAUGUUGUUGAAAAGCCUUUUUAUGUGAACAUGGAGUAUCAUCACGAGAAGGGUCUAGUGAAGGUCAACGACAAAGAUGUUUCUGAUAAAAUAAGCUCCCUUGGUAGCCAAGCCAUGCAAAUGGAACGCAAAAAGUCCUUGCACUCCCUCCCUUCUAACAUGGUACCCAGCUUUAGUGAGUUCCAGAGGCCCACUUACAGGGGAAGAUCCUCGGAGAGCAGCUUUGGCUAUGAUGGAGAAUAUGAGGAUGCUGAACUGAACCCCAGGUUUCUCAAAGAUAAUCUGAUUAAUGCCAAUGGCAGCAAUCGCCCACCUUGGCAGCCAAUGGACUUUCAACCCUAUCAAAGUAUCUACGUUGGUGGAAUGAUGGGGGAAGGAGAAGGGAAAGGACCUAUCCUGCGAAAUCAGAGCACAGCUGAUCAGGAAAAGCAUCUCACUUGGCCCCGGAGAUCUUAUUCCCCCAGGAGUUUUGAAGAUAUUGGAGGAGGAUAUACUCCUGACUGUAGCUCCAAUGAGAACCUUACCUCCAGUGAGGAAGACUUCUCUUCAGGGCAGUCCAGCCAUGUCUCCCCCAGCCCCACCACUUACCGCAUGUAUCGGGAUAAAAGCCGUUCUCCCUCCCAGAACUCCCAGCAAUCCUUCGACAGUAGCAGUCCACCAACCCCUCAGUCUCAAAAACGGCACCGGCAGCAGCAGCAGGUCAUUGUGUCUGAGGCUACUAUUGUGGGCGUACGAAAAACAGGACAGAUCUGGCCAAAUGAUGGUGAUUUGCCUUCUGGGAGAUGUCAUCAGGACAGCUGUUUCCAUGGGGAUACAGAUGCUUCGUUCAGUGGCACACCACCUAGCUAUGCGUAUGAUGCAGACCGAGCUGAAGAACAGAGGCGACAUCAUGACAUGAUGCCCUAUAUUGAUGACUCACCAUCAUCCUCACCCCAUCUCAGUUCCAAGAGCCGGGGCAGCCGGGACACCCUAUCUUCAGGGUCUCUGGAAUCUACAAAAUCAAGUGAGCCAGACUUGGAGAAAGGCUUGGAGAUGAGAAAAUGGGUCCUGUCAGGAAUCCUAGCCAGUGAGGAAACCUACCUGAGCCACCUGGAGGCCCUGCUGCUGCCUAUGAAGCCUUUGAAAGCAGCUGCCACCACCUCCCAGCCUGUGCUGACUAGUCAGCAGAUUGAGACAAUAUUCUUCAAAGUGCCUGAGCUCUAUGAGAUCCACAAAGAAUUUUACGAUGGGCUCUUUCCACGAGUGCAGCAGUGGAGCCACCAGCAGCGUGUAGGAGACCUCUUCCAAAAGCUGGCCAGCCAGCUGGGAGUGUACCGGGCCUUUGUGGAUAACUAUGAAGUUGCUAUGGAGACGGCAGAGAAAUGCUGCCAAGCCAAUGCUCAGUUUGCUGAAAUCUCUGAGAAUCUAAAGGCUAGAAGCACAAAGGAUUCUAAAGAUCAGACGACGAAAAAUUCCUUGGAAACUCUGUUAUACAAGCCAGUGGAUCGAGUGACACGCAGCACACUAGUCCUGCAUGAUUUGCUGAAGCACACUCCAGUGACCCACCCUGACCAUCCCCUUCUGCAGGAUGCUCUGCGGAUCUCGCAGAAUUUCCUCUCCAGCAUCAACGAGGAGAUCACUCCCCGACGGCAGUCCAUGACCGUGAAGAAGGGGGAGCACCGGCAGCUCCUGAAGGACAGUUUCAUGGUGGAGCUGGUUGAGGGGGCUCGCAAACUACGUCAUGUCUUUCUUUUCACCGAUCUGUUCCUUUGUGCCAAGCUCAAGAAGCAGAUUGGAGGGAAAAGCCAGCAGUACGACUGCAAAUGGUACAUCCCACUCACUGACCUUAGCUUCCAAAUGGUGGAUGAGUCUGAGGCAGUGCCCAAUAUCCCACUGGUACCUGAUGAGGAGCUGGAUGCCAUGAAGAUCAAGAUAUCCCAGAUCAAGAAUGACAUCCAACGAGAAAAGAGGGCCAAUAAAGGCAGCAAGGUCAUUGAGAGGUUGAAAAAGAAGCUCUCGGAGCAGGAAUCCCUCCUGCUGCUGAUGUCUCCCAACAUGGCUUUCCGGGUGCACAAUCGCAAUGGCAAGAGUUACACCUUCCUCAUUUCAUCGGACUAUGAAAGGGCAGAGUGGAGGGAGAACAUCCGGGAACAGCAGAAGAAAUGCUUUAAAAGCUUCUCCCUCACAUCAGUGGAGCUCCAGAUGCUGACAAACUCCUGCGUGAAGCUGCAGACAGUCCACAACAUUCCCCUCACUAUCAAUAAGGAAGAUGAUGAAUCCCCAGGUCUCUAUGGAUUCCUGAAUGUCAUUGUCCAUUCUGCCACAGGAUUCAAGCAAAGUUCAAACUUGUACUGCACAUUAGAGGUGGAUUCUUUUGGGUAUUUUGUGAACAAGGCUAAAACUAGAGUCUACAGGGACACCACAGAGCCCAACUGGAAUGAGGAGUUUGAGAUUGAGCUGGAAGGCUCACAAACUCUGCGGAUUCUGUGCUACGAAAAGUGCUACAACAAAACCAAGCUCACCAAAGAGGAUGGAGAGAGCACAGAUCGCAUAAUGGGGAAAGGCCAGAUCCAACUGGACCCACAGGCAUUACAGGACAAAGAUUGGCAACGCACAGUCAUCUCAAUGAAUGGAGUUGAAGUGAAACUGUCGGUGAAGUUUACCAGCCGGGAAUUUAGCCUGAAAAGGAUGCCAUCCCGGAAACAGACAGGAGUCUUUGGGGUCAAGAUUGCUAUCGUCACCAAGAGAGAGAGAUCAAAGGUGCCUUACAUUGUGCGCCAGUGUGUGGAGGAAAUAGAGCGGCGUGGAAUGGAGGAGGUGGGCAUCUACCGUGUCUCUGGGGUUGCAACUGAUAUCCAAGCUUUGAAAGCUGCCUUUGAUGUCAAUAACAAAGAUGUGUCAGUGAUGAUGAGUGAGAUGGAUGUUAAUGCUAUUGCAGGCACAUUGAAACUGUACUUCCGAGAGCUGCCUGAACCCCUCUUCACAGAUGAACUGUACCCCAACUUUGCUGAGGGAAUUGCACUUUCAGACCCUGUUGCAAAGGAGAGCUGUAUGUUGAAUCUAUUGUUAUCGCUUCCAGAACCCAACCUUGUGACAUUCCUUUUCCUUCUGGACCAUUUAAAAAGGGUUGCUGAGAGGGAAAGCAUUAACAAGAUGUCCCUGCAUAAUCUUGCAACUGUCUUUGGACCAACGCUGCUGAGACCUUCAGAGAAGGACAGUAAAAUCCCUGCUAACCCUACCCAGCCUAUAACAAUGACGGAUAGUUGGUCACUAGAAGUCAUGUCCCAGGUUCAAGUCCUUCUGUACUUCCUGCAGCUAGAGACUAUCCCUACCCCAGACAGCAAGAGGCAAAGCAUCCUCUUUUCCACAGAAGUGUAGGUGCCUGUCAUACCAACAAGGACUUAGAAAACUGCUCUUGGCAUGAAUCUGCCACUCUUGAGUAGAAAGAGGACCGAUGUUUCUUCAGACUUUACUGGCCUGUUCCCUGGCCUGGGGAAGUAUGGCCCUCAGUGCUUCUGCUGUUUGUUAACCAGAGACAAGCUGAAGAAAAAGGAGAAAAAUCUCUCUACUUUGGAUCAGUAGAAUCAGAAAGAAUUGAACUGGAGAUGGAGCUGUGCAGGAUCUCCACUAGAAGGCGCAAUAGACACUUGAACAAACGCACCACAGAGUGUGGCUGUUAUUCUUGGUGGGAAUGUGACAGAAGGUAUUCCUCAUUUUAUGGAUUUAAUUUAUCAUAAAGAAACUUCAAGAUUUCUACUGGACCACUUGACAGGAUACCCUUUUUUGGGUGAGGGGGAGUUAAAGGAUAUAUCACAACUGUGUCUUUAAUAACUGCUGUUUUUAAAGUACUGUUCUAGGCCGCAAAAACCAGUAUUGCUUUGCCAAGAGGAGAGGGGAAGAGAAGGGUCUAGGAUCUAAGAUUCCCUCCUCAGAAAAUCAAGUCUUGAUUUGAACAGGGCUCUAAAGAAAUGAAAAUAAGUUUUGUGUACAACUGCAACUGUUGGGUUUUUUGUCUCAUCCACCUCUUCCCUUGCAAUCUCUGUACAAACUCUAGGGAAUGAGAUGCCCUGCUCUUGCCUCUGUUGCGCUUCUCACAGGCCGACAGUUUUUGGUGUUAAGGGAGCCAGACCUAACCAUAUUACACUGUAAAUACAUAUAGCAAGUUAAAGAGAGACAGGAACAAUUAGAUUCAGUGCUUUAUGAUUUUGUUGCUGUUUGCAUAUAAAAGCAGGGGCAAAAUUAUCCAGAGAGGAUUGCUAAAUUCCUUAGAUCCUGCCAAAUUUAAUGAAAAUUAAUUUGGAAGGCUGUCAAUUCCCAACUCUCCAAAGAAAAAAUGUUGUCAUUGCAAAAAUAAUUGAAGCAUUUGAGGACAAAAAAAAAAAAUCAGUGGCUAUCUGUUUUGCUGGCUGCUUACUCCAAACUUUUAUCAGAAUAGCUUUUUUGAUACUUGAAUUUUUGGAGGCUUUGUACAUUGCUUCUCUGAGAGUCUUUUUCUGAUAGACAGAAAAACAAAUACUUUGAUAAGAUGUGUCAGAAUGUACUUUAUGGACAAUCUAGCAAGUAGCAUGCAUGUGUAUUCUCCAGAAAUUCCAACCCUGUUUUAAUUAAGAGCAGUGAAGAAAUUGCUAUGAAACUACAUACAGCAGUACAAAAGGUCUAGCCAAAUACCAACUUUGCGUUUUCCUGCCUAACUCAGUUAAAGCCAGUGGGGUUACAUAGGCAUAAAGGGCAGCAGUAUUUGUCUAUGGAAUUGAAAACGUAAACUAAUUGCUGGUAUCCAGACCAGAGGAAACUAUUCUGGUCAUGAAGCAGUUGUGCCAAAUAUCUUGCGGGCUGUGGGGAGGAUUCCCUUUUCAUAAACCACUCCAUCCCCCUUUACUUCCUACCCAAUUAUGCAGCAUCCAUUUAGUAGCAACCAUCCAUCAUCAUCCUAGCGAGAAGAAAAGUGCAGCUUGAAGACAAGGGAAGGAGUCAGAAUGGGGAAGAGGAGGGAGGGACAGAUUUUAAAAGUAGUGAUUGGUGCAGUUAGGUUGUCAACAUCAUUUGAGGGGAAAUACCACAAACAAAACAAACCAUAGUAUGCUAAAUUUCAAAUUUUCUGCUGAGUGAUCUGCAACCUCUCAAUUCAAAAAAAUAACAAAGAUGUCUUUCAAACAAACGGAAAUAAAAAAAAAUAAAGGAAGGGAAAUGAUUUUGUGGUCAAUGCAAUUCUGACUGCUGCAUUAUAUUAGAAAUUAUUGUAUUGUGAAGUUGCAAAUUCAAAAAGGAAAAAAAUAUAAAUUUCAACUUUGUGAGUAUAUCAACAUUUUGCAUGCUUUGUAAGGAUUCUUAUAGGAAUUUAAUAUUGCUUAGUAUCCUUCCCUCCUUAGGUCUGGGAGAAAACCUCUUUGUAAUGUAAUAUACAACUAGAAAUUCCUUCUCUCUUAUAUGUAUUUCCACUACAUUCCAGCUUUUGAACCCAUAAAAACAACAAGCACCUCCUAAUAUAAAUUUUUUUUCUUGUGGGGAGGGAGGGAAUGAAGGCAAAGAAACUUGAAGGCUUGAAAUUUCGAAUUUUUUUUUUUUGCCUUUUUGAAGUUCAAAAUUAGUCACAAUCCUGAAAAAUGUUGACUCAAGAAAAGUCAUGCAGACCAGUAAACCACACUCUAUGGUUUUGUUUUUAUAUAUUUGUUCCCAUUGUUAAGUAGUGGUUCUGUAACGCUCCUUUUACUCUAGCUGCCCACCUACCCCGUUCCAAGUCAUUGUUUGAUAUAUUUGAGGCAGUAGCACUGCUGAUGACUUUUUUUAAAAAGGAAAAAACAAACUACACCAUGUAGUAAGGUGAUAACCUUUUCCUUUUGGUGUUUAGAAUCUGUGGCUGCUUUUUGCAGUGUUGAAACUGGAAAGCAAUACCAUAAUGACUGUGCCAAUUUCCUUUUGCCCAACUUUUUUAUUUUUAUUUAUAUAGGAAGUUAAUGUUAAUAUUAAAAUACUGUUCUAUAUUAUGUAACCAUGAAAAAUUGCUUUUGCUUUGGUUACUGUUACAGGUUUUUGCUUUUAGUUUUUCAUUACAAUGCUCAGUUCUAAUGUAACAUUAUCUAACAUGCAGGCAUGUGGAUCAGGGAAAAAAAAGUUAAUUUAACGUAACCCAUUAAUUAUUUCUGUUAAGUAUGAAUAUGUUUUCCCCAAAACUGGUAAUUUUGGGCUGGAAAAAAUAGCACAUCCUACUGCUGAUGAUGAGAUCAUGGAAUGAUUUGAAAUAAGAGAAUUGAUUUCUUGGAUUUCCUUUAGUUUGCAAUUAAGUUUUUCAGAUGGGCUUAUAUUUUCAGAUAUUAAGAAUUUCCAAAAGACUUGUAUUUUCUUUACCCAGUUGUUUUUUUUUUUUACUUUGUUUUAAUAAGCCUUAUCAUAUUAAACAAAGGGGACAUACAAAACCUGGCUUUAGAGAAGGCCUUCUGAUUUCUACUCUUAAUAUUCCCCUGUGAGUUGUGUGAGAAAACCUAACUCUUCCAUUUUCUAUAUUAAAAGGUACAAUAUAAACAAUAUGAGAGCAAACUAAUAAAAACUGCCAUUUAAAAUAAAUUGUGAUGUGCACUGGGAGCUUAUACUCUUGGAUUCCAGUGUAUUGGAGAAACCUUUCUAAAAAUGUAGCUUUCAGCUGCAGGAAUCUGAAACAUGAAAACAUUUAACAAGACUUUUUCAGGUGAUCGCAGGAUAGUCUGUUAUAUCCAGUUCAAGGAGAGGAGUAAAGGAGUAAGUAUCAGUUCCCUAGCAUUUAGAGACUAUUUUAAAAUUCUCAUGGAUUUUUGUAAACACUGAUAGGUUUUUCAAUUAGCAAGUAUUAAAUAAAGCAAACUGUGAGACAUUUUUUCAAAGAUAGACAAAAAAUAACAGUUACUGGAUCAGUUUCAGCCUUGUGUUUGUGUGUGCUUUGUGUGGGAGGGGAGUGUCUGAAACCAAAUUGAAACACAUCUAUUAAAAUGCUGCUGGUGUUCUUUAUUCUUGCACAAUGUUAGAAGUUGAGGUAGUAGCUAAGCUAAUUCAGGCUCUAUUUAGUAUGCUGCUAUUUUGUAAUGUGUCGACUAAGGGCAAAAUACAGCAGCGCAUUGACUCUAUUUGCUGCUGCCCACUGCCUGCCUCAAUUCUGACCUUCAGUUGCUAAGCUAAGUUCCAGGCAAUCAGUAUGCACCAUAUGAAGCAAAAUUGCAACUUUUUUGUUGGCCACUAGGUGGUGGAACCAUAGAAGAUGUUUAUGGGAGAUGCAGUAUUUUUACAGUUUAUUCACUUUGCUUGUUAAAAUAUCUGUUUUACAGUUGUUAAUGUUAAUGUUAAUUUUCUGUGACUUUAUUUAAACAAAUGUACUGUUCUGUAAAGCAUACAUGGAACUCCAGAUCUGUCCAUCAUCUUUGUAACACUGGAAGGCAUCACAAUGUGAUCACUUCUCUUGCUGUGCCAUUCUUUGAAGUAUGUAUACAAUGUAAAUUGACCAGUGUGGCUUUUAAAGAUGCUUAAAAUUUGAUGGAGAAAACCCAACUCUCUCUGAUUCCUCACUGGUUAAUCCUUCUUUUGUUUCACUGCCUAUUCAUCUACUAAGAUAACAUUACCAGAUGUGGCGUUCUUACUAUGGAAAAUUUAAUAAGAAAUUGGAACUAUUUUAAGAAAAACCUCUACCUUUUCUCUUUUUACUUUAAUUCUAGAAGUCAGGGACUUGUAAUAAUAAAAGACGAAUACAUUCUU
This is a messenger RNA of Struthio camelus australis, 8756 nucleotides long. The record is from RefSeq and is a predicted model, not a curated record. Lineage: Eukaryota; Metazoa; Chordata; Aves; Struthioniformes; Struthionidae.